UUCAGCUCAGUAGAGUUCACAGCGCGAAGCAGCUCAUUUGCAAAAUUAAUCUGUACAGAAGCAAAAGCGCAACGCAAUGAAACGAUUGUUGUUCCUCGCAUUAGCCAUCACAUUGCUGAUAAAGGAUACGCUUAGCUUGCCCACGCCUAGCGAAACCACCUCCACCUACGAAGUCAAUGAAAUCGAGCAUGGCGCAGUUGCAUCUGUAAGUCCCGCAUCACCUGCAGCUACGGAAUCAGAAAGUUUGAGCAGCAGGAAACGUGUCUCAGCUUUGGCAUUCAAACGAUACACCAACUUGCUGCUUUUCCAACUCGAGCGCACCCACCACAUUGCCAAAGAUGUACUCGCCGACCCCACAAUUACAGCGUUAAGCAGCGAGCAGAUGCAUGGAAAAAUCGAGAUACUACGCAAAUAUGUGACCCAAUCAGAUUUAGCGGAAUUAAAAAAAGUACCGCCUGCAAAAAUACCAAACAGAUAUUACUUAGCUAUUGGGACUAUUUUUGUGCUUGGACAUUUUGACAGUGUCGUACGUGAGUUAAAUGCUACAAGCGAACAAGAUAAGAGCCGCUCUGAGAACUUGCUUUGGGCAGCGCUGCAGCGUCAUGGCUUACAGGAGUACCUGGUGGAGGUGGAAAAGCGUGGCAUAGAACUUUUCGAAAGUUGUGUGGAUGAUUUUGAAAAAUAUGUGAAAUCACUUUCCUCCGCUGAGCGGGAAAAUGAUGAGGUAGCGCGUCGCUACGUUAUGUACACACAACAUCCUGAGCGGCUGUCCAAAAGAGAAUUCGCCGGUCAACUGCUCGAUGUGAUCCUUCGUGAUGCGGCGAAAGCGUAUGAAUAGUUUUGAAAAUUCCUCCCCUUCCGUACUUUUGGGACGAUGAAAUAAGUAUGUAAAUGUGGAAAAACUAUGUGUGCAUGAAUCCAAUAUAUGCAAUAAAUAUAUCUGCUUUUGCUCUAAAGCCAACUCAUAGCCUCUUAUCAGUCGGGAAUCUUAUUGAUGCUGGGAGUAUCUGGAAUACCUACGCACGCUUACGCGAAUAAACCCUACAAAUAUUUUCGUUUGAUUUCGUCAAUUAUCAUUAGUCAGCAAGCAACUUUAACGGAAUACUAAGAAACUGUAAAUUUAUAAAAUGGGAAAACACCUACGUACAUAUCGAUGGUUUUCGAGAAAAGCGACACAACCCAAAAUUAACUCAAAUUCGGAGUUUUGCCGUUAAAAGCAAAAAUCAACUACAGAGUUUAUAAAUUUUUAUCUGGAAAAGCGUCAUAAGCGAAUCUUGAAGCAAUUCUGAGAGAUGGCGUUAGUGUCGUUUUGUCAGGUGAUCGAACUGGCGCGUCACUUAUCUUGAAAACUGACCCACUCAGUAUUUUGUAUUUUUGAAUUAUAUCACUUUUCUCGAAAACCAUCGAUAUGUACAUAUUUGUUAUAAUAAAUUUUACAUACAUUACCGGUAAAUGUUUAAUCAAUGCAAACAAAUUAAGCUUAAAUCACAUUAAGCUCCAGUCUCAUUCGGCCAGGAGUAGCGAAAGUGAUUCGGAAUAUUUUAUGUUGAUUUAAAAAUACAGAAAAGCCCUUUUGCAACUUAA
Molecule: messenger RNA, 1584 nt
Organism: Anastrepha obliqua
Lineage: Eukaryota; Metazoa; Arthropoda; Insecta; Diptera; Tephritidae
Exons: 2
Coding region: 77-838 (253 amino acids)
Source: RefSeq, a predicted model, not a curated record